Wasmannia auropunctata (little fire ant) is the source of this 1302-nucleotide messenger RNA. RefSeq lists its product as uncharacterized. The transcript is spliced from 2 exons. NCBI's taxonomy places the organism in Eukaryota, Metazoa, Arthropoda, Insecta, Hymenoptera, Formicidae. The coding region runs from base 352 to 1302 and encodes 316 amino acids. The record is from RefSeq and is a predicted model, not a curated record.
UUGGUGAAUUUGGAGAAUAUUAAUUUUCAAGCAACAAUUUAUAGCACAUGGAAUAGACGAUCACAUGAAUUGUAAAUAUCGACAUCGCGAUAAGCAUAAAAUGAAGAGUGAAACCGCUGAAGCAUGUAUCGUAAUUUCAAUGAAUUUAGAUUUCGAUAUAAAAUUAAUGCCAAUAUAUUUAGUAUACUCUGCAUGUUUAUUAUACUCUGCUAUUAAUUUAUUCAGUUCAAUGCAAAUGCGAUAUGAAUAUUUCGAGUGUAAUUAACAAUGUAAUAAAUAUUCACUGAAAUGAUAUCAGUUUCGUCCGUCGAUGGCAAGUCGUAGUAAUUUCCUUCUUUCAUCAUUGUAGGGAUGAACCAAGAUGCGAAGCGAAAUUUGGAUCAGAUCGGCGGUGGGCAUCUCGUGAGAGACACCGACAGGCAAUUCGAAGGUUUAUUAAACGGGGAAGAGAGUCGUUUGGCUCAAUAUUUAAAUUCCGCCAGUGACAAGCAAAUACUCGACACACUCCGCCGAGGACUUUUUGCCGAUCGAUUCCGUAAUGGAAAUCUCAUUAAUUCUUCGAUUAACUCUGCAGCGUUCGUCGAUCCGAUAAGUCGUCCGUACAAUCCCGAUUUAAGUGCCGGUCAACUGAGCGACCAGUUAUUUAUGAAUCAGUUUCGCGACGCUCCGAGCAACGCGCAGGAGGGUGAUAGGCGAAUCGUUAGAAAUCUAGAUCAGAUCGGCGGUGGGCAUCUCGUGAGGAAUUUAGAUCAAAUCGGUGGCGGGCAUUUGGUAAGAAAUCUGAAUCAGUUAGGUAAUGAGCAGUUGAUCAGAAAUUUAGAUCAGAUCGGCGGCGGACAUCUGGUAAGGGACUUACAUCAAAUCGGCGACGGAAAGAUCUGGUUAGACGGCGAUCUGGUUAGAAGCAUCGACUAUCCAAAUGCAGAGACGAAACGGCGGCGCAUUGAUCAGCCGACGAGUAUCUCGGAGAAGCUGCAUUUCACGCGAAAUCUGGAUCAGAUCGGAGGGGGAAAUCUCGUGAGAAACUUAGAUCAGAUUGGAGGAGGAAAUCUUGUGCGAAACUUGGACCAGAUCGUGUGUGUCUAUUAUUACAGGCGGAAUAGCGUGAUGAACAUACGGCCUGGCAAUUUUGACGAGAUCGACCGAUCGGUGUUCGAUCGUUUUUCAAAAAGGAACAUCGACGAGAUCGAUCCCGUAUUCGACAGCUUCUUCAAGCGGAACUUCGACGAGAUCGAUCGAGCUAGUUGGAGCGGAUUUGUCAAGAGGCUCAAUAAUUAUCUGGCAGACAGACAGCGACGUUAA